CCCUUUCAAUAGACCAGUGUCUUUUCGAGGGUAGAAACAUAGAUAGUAGAGAAUUCCUCUACUAUCUGGUAGAAACCUCAAGCUAGCUCGUAGUCAAUAAUCAAGAAAGGCUGUGCUGUCGUUAUGGAGUCUCCUACAGCUACCAGAGAGAGCGAGGAGGAUUUAUUGGCGGAGGACAUAUUGGCACAGCUGAACUUUGAUGAGCUCAACAUAACCUCCGCAGACGAUGAAAUCUUGGACGAAACAGAAGCUGCCGGUCACAUCCAGGCUAACCUUGAUGACGAGCUGGUGCAGGAGGCUCUGAGACAGGGCGUGGAUAUGAGGCAGUACUCCCGGCAGAUCGAGUCAGAGCUGCGGAAAGUGGAGCUCAAGUCCAUUGAAGACUAUAUUCGAGAGAGUCGCCACAUCGCCAGCCUCCACUACCAGAUCCACAACUGUGAUAAGAUACUUGCAAGAAUGGAGGACAUGCUGGGCAAGUUCCAGACUGACCUUGGCAGUAUCAGCUCUGAGAUACAGUCUUUACAAGAUCAGUCUCACUCAAUGAGCAUCAAGCUCAAGAACAGACAGGCGGUGCGUGGUGAGCUGAGUCAGUUUGUGUCCGAUGUCACUAUCACAGAGCAUCUUGUACAGCACAUGACAGACACACCUGUUAGCGAGAGAGAAUUUAUUGAAAAUCUUCACGAGUUGGACCACAAAAUCAAAUUCCUUAAUUUACAGAACUUCAACGACUGCCGAGCUGCAUUUGACGUGCGAGAUGUUGUGGACAAACUGAAGAUUAAGGCCAUCUCAAAGAUCAGAGAGUAUCUGUUGCACAAGAUCUAUCAGUUCAGAAAACCCAUGACCAACUAUCACAUGACUCAGAAUCAGCUGCUCAACUAUAAGUAUUUCAAUGAGUUUCUGAUGGCCCACAGCAGAGAGACUGCUCAGCAAGUGAGGUCAGAGUACAUGGACACGAUGGGCAAGAUCUACUACUCAUAUUUCAAGGACUACUACUCCAAACUCAUGAAACUCCAGUUUGAGGAGACGGCUGAGAAGGAUGACUUAAUGGGAGCAGAGGACACGAUGAAGAGAGGCUUCUUCUCUACCAAAACCGUUCUCAAGAAUCGCUCCACCAUCUUCACGCUUGGCAACCGAGACACGGUCCUGACAACAGAGCUGGAGGACCCCAUCAUAGUAGUACCACACGCCCAGCGAGCAGAGAGAAAGUACUCGUUUGAGAGCUUGUUUCGGAGCAUCCACUUUGCUCUGAUGGACAAUGGCUGUCGAGAGUAUCUCUUUGUGGUUGAGUUUUUCAACCUCACUCCCUCGGCCGCUCAGGACUUCUUUGACUCCAUAUUCGGGAGGACACUCGCCUACCUACUGAAGAAUAUAGAGUCUUACACGGAUUCUUGUUAUGACUCCAUUGGUAUCUUCCUGUGUAUCCACGUCAGUCUCCGUUACCAGGCAAUCACCAAGAGGAGGGAAAUACCCUGUCUAGACGAUUACCAUCGUGACCUGGCGUCCAUUCUAUGGCCUCGGUUCCGGCACAUUCUGGAACUAAACGUGACCAGUGUGAAGAACACGGACCCGUCCAAACUAGGCAGCAUUGACACCCGGCCACACUACGUAACACGUCGAUAUGCUGAGUUCUCGGCCGCGCUUGUGGGUAUUAAUCAGAGUCACCCUGACGACCAGGUAGACCACGCUCUCUCCUCGCUACAAGGGGAGGUGGAGAACUUUGUCCUGAGAAUGGCGGCCGAGUUCCCUCAAAGGAAAGAGCAGCUCAUAUUCCUCAUCAACAAUUACGACAUGCUCCUCGCUGUGUUAGCGGAACGGACAUCUGAGGAAUCUAAAGAGUCUCAAAGUUUCAAAAGUCUUCUUCACUCCAGAACACAGGAAUUUGUGGAGGAAGUACUAUCUCCAUAUUUUGGUGGCUUGAUCGGGUUUGUGAAGGACGCAGAGCCGCUGCUUGAGAGAGGAGAGAGGGAUAAGAUACGCAUGGAUGAGCGGCGGAUACAGCAGCUGGUACGAGGGUUCGCUUCCGACUGGAAGAAGUCGAUUGAGACCCUCAACCACGACAUUAUGCAGUCUUUCACUAACUUCAAGAAUGGGACAGCCAUACUCCAGGGUGCUCUGGCUCAGCUGAUUCAGUACUACCAUCGCUUCCAGAAGGUGCUCUCCCAGCAACCGUUCAAAGCUCUACAAAUAAGAGGAGAACUUAUCAACAUUCACCAUCUCAUGGUGGAGGUCAAGAAACAAAAGACUUCUUUUUAGCUAUUAGCUUAGAACACAUUUUAGUUAGUAAGAUUUGUGUUACAAUUGUGUGUUUUCCUCUAAUAAACAAUAUUGAAGAA
Halichondria panicea is the source of this 2333-nucleotide messenger RNA. RefSeq names its product vacuolar protein sorting-associated protein 52 homolog. The coding region runs from base 124 to 2253 and encodes 709 amino acids. The record is from RefSeq and is a predicted model, not a curated record. Lineage: Eukaryota; Metazoa; Porifera; Demospongiae; Suberitida; Halichondriidae. Gene Ontology annotation, molecular function: syntaxin binding. The transcript has 17 exons. Gene Ontology annotation, biological process: lysosomal transport; Golgi to vacuole transport; endocytic recycling. Gene Ontology annotation, cellular component: GARP complex.